Ostrinia furnacalis (Asian corn borer) is the source of this 3678-nucleotide messenger RNA. Its product is annotated as ATP-dependent RNA helicase SUV3 homolog, mitochondrial. Gene Ontology annotation, molecular function: hydrolase activity, acting on acid anhydrides; RNA helicase activity; ATP binding. Gene Ontology annotation, cellular component: mitochondrial degradosome. The transcript has 19 exons. The record is from RefSeq and is a predicted model, not a curated record. NCBI's taxonomy places the organism in Eukaryota, Metazoa, Arthropoda, Insecta, Lepidoptera, Crambidae. Gene Ontology annotation, biological process: mitochondrial RNA 3'-end processing.
UAUUCAUAAAAUUGAAACAAUCGCUCUGAGCGUUCGGUAGAUAAUCGUUUCGGAGUGUUGAAAAUUGAUUUUGCUUGUGGUCUUCACGAUUUCCCAGUUCACAGAGUACUAAGAACAUUCCCAAACAAAUGUCAAAAAUGGCAAUGUGAAGGAAAAAAUUCGUAGUGGAAUAUUUUUUUUGAUCUUCAAUUUAAAUAACAAAAUGUACAAAGGUUUUGCACGUAUAUUAGCUCAUUCGGAAAGAUUACAGUCUUGUAUUUCACCAUGUCUUAGAAGUUCAGUUUUGUGCUCACGGAAAGGAAAACUCGGAAGUAUAGGUUAUAUUUUUGUGAGAACCAAAAAACAUGAUAGAAGUAAUCCUUCGGCCCUAUUUGUACCGGUUCCCGUAAAACCUAAUCCAGAUGACAUGAAUAUAGGUGAAGAAUUCACUGGGCGCCUGAAGAAGCAGGAUUUACUCAAAAUUCUAAACAAGUUCUAUCAGAAACCUGAAGUAAGAGUUUUGUCUGCUGAAAAUGGACUGGAUGACCAAUUACUCCAUCAGGCAUUUUUGUCUUUUAGAAGGCAUUGUUUAGAGCACGAUUUGCCACCAGAUUUACAUAUAACAAUUAGUGAUAUUUUACAAGGUGCAGGACAUGUUGAUGACUUAUUCCCAUACUUUUUACGACAUGCAAGAUUAGCUUUCCCACAUUUAGAUUGCUUGGAUGAUUUGAAGAAAAUAUCUGAUCUGAGAACUCCUGCAAACUGGUACCAAGAAGCCCGUAGUAUGAACCGAAAAGUUGUCUUCCAUGCUGGCCCCACAAAUUCUGGAAAAACAUACCAUGCUAUGGAGAGAUUCUUGACAGCAAAAUCCGGUGUAUAUUGUGGACCCUUAAAGUUACUGGCAACUGAAAUAUAUCAUAAGUCCAAUAAGAGGGGAACAGCAUGUGAUCUGAUAACAGGAGAAGAAAGAAGGCAUGCGUCCCAGUAUACCACGGUUACAGGCGUCACAGAAGAGACUGCUGAGCCCUUAGAAUCUGAGCCUUUAUUGCUUGAUGAAGCAGAGCUCACACCUUCUUCACAUGUAGCCUGCACUGUGGAAAUGACCUCACUUAAUAAUAAUUAUGAAGUAGCUAUAAUAGAUGAAAUUCAAAUGAUUGGAGACAGAGGCAGAGGCUGGGCAUGGACAAGAGCUAUCUUAGGCCUCCAAGCUGACGAAAUACAUUUAUGUGGUGAAGCAGGAGCAAUAAAUCUCAUAGAAGAAAUAUGUAAUACUACUGGUGAAGAAAUUGAGGUCCGAACAUACAAAAGACUGACAGAGUUAAAAGUGGAAGACUCAGCGCUCGGUUCACUAGACCACGUGAUGCCAGGCGACUGUAUCGUGUGUUUCAACAAGAACGAUAUUUACAGUGUAAGUCGAGCCAUAGAACAGAGAGGUCAUGAAGUUGCUGUGAUAUACGGAAGUCUACCUCCAGGGACUAAGUUAGCCCAAGCCAAUAAAUUCAAUGAUCCCGAUAGUUCAUGUAAAGUUAUGGUGGCCACAGAUGCUAUAGGACUUGGAAUCAAUUUGAGUAUAAGAAGGAUAAUAUUCUAUUCUCUAAUAAAACCAGUAGUGAAUGAAGAUGGCGACAAAGAGAUGGACGUUAUUAGCAUAUCUCAAGCAUUGCAAAUAGCGGGUCGCGCUGGCCGCUACGGUAGCGCCUGGGAAACCGGCUACGUCACGACAUUCAAGUCGGAAGACUUGGCCACGCUGAAGACUUUGCUAUCGAAGCCUCCUGAACCGGUGACGCAGGCCGGCCUGCACCCAACUGCUGAGCAGAUGGAGUUGUAUGCGUACCACCUACCUCAUGCUAGUCUUAGCAGCCUUAUGGACAUAUUCGUCCACCUCUGUACAGUGGAUGACUCCCUCUACUUCAUGUGCAACACAGAAGCGUUCAAGUUCCUAGCGGAGAUGAUCCAACACGUGCCGCUUCCGCUGCGGGCACGAUACGUGUUCUGCUGCGCGCCCAUCAACAACAAGUUUCCCUUCGUUUGUGCCACAUUCCUCAAGAUGGUCCGUCAGUACAGCCGCAACGACCCAAUCACGAGAAACUGGCUGUGCAACGCAGUGGAUUGGCCGCUGCCUUCGCCAAAGACCAUUAUGGACCUGGUCCACCUGGAGUCAGUAUUCGACGUGCUUGAACUUUAUUUGUGGUUGAGCUAUCGAUUCCCGGAUAUGUUCCCAGAUGUAAGAUUAGUACGAGACAUGGAAAAUGAACUGGACGCGAUUAUCCAACAGGGCAUAUUCCAAAUCACUAGGUUACUAAGGAACUCUGAGCAAAUUCUCCGCGAAGAUCCUGAAGGAAUGGACCUCGAAGCAAAGAGGAAACCUACUAAAGCAGCGCCCUUCGCACAGGGAAAGACUGAAGAAGCAAAGGGAAAACUGUCGGACAUGCUUGUUGCAAGAGGUCUCAUCACUCCGCAAAUGUUGAAGAAACUCCAGCAAGAACUGUCCACAGACAAUAAAGCAGACAGAAGUAAAAAGACACUGAAAGGACUCGGUAGAAAUAGAAGAAAAUAAUAUAAAUGUUGUGUAUUAUAAGAAUCGUACAGAGUUUUCGAUACGGAUGAUGGAGUAACGAUAUUGACUCUUGAAAACGAGUACAUAAACAUACAGUGCCAAACGGAUAUGCCUAUGACUUAUUGUGGAUUUAUUCAUCCAAGUGGACGGAGAUACUCGUUUUCAGGCGGUAGCCUAAACAACGGCCACUGCGCCGUCAAAAUCAAGGCGACAAAACUGGACAGCGGUGAAUGGAUAUGCCACAUAGGGCGCUCGAACACUGGCUUGGAGAUCAUGCAGUCCAUACAAGUUCGAGUCGUGAGCCAAGUGGCUGCAAUCAGGCCUAAUAUAACUGCGGUGCAUGGGAAGACGGUGACCUUGGAAUGUUCUACGACAAAGGGAAUGAUUCCGAUGAGCUACUGCAGAUUUGAACCUCCUAAUGGAGGGACGCCUUUCAGCAUCAGUUCUGCAAUUACAGUAGAAAAUCCGAUCCUGGGCAAGUACUACUUCCCGCAGAACAAGAGUAUAGACCGCGGCGACUGCGCAGUGACAAUCCGCAAAGUGAAGUAUGAGGACGUUGGCCUGUGGACUUGCGGCGCCGGGCUCGAUGAUGGCAAGGAACACAUUGACGUCAUCAGCCUUCAAGUUGAAGGCCUGUAUACCAUGUCAACAGCGUCAGCGACCGGCAUCACCUUCGGAGUGAUCGGAAUAGCUGCAUUCCUCUGCGUCCUUGGCAUUGUGGUAUGGAAGAAGCGCCGGUUCUUAGGAACUGCCCCACCGGAGGAACCAGAAAUCAUCGAGAUACAGGAACUGGGGCCAGUGGCUAGGAGUAGGAGCAGAAGCGUAAGUAGGAGCCCUAGGGCUUCGCCGCAAAUGAUGCGAGCAGUCCCGAGUGUGACGGUCCAGUCCCCUUCUGAAGCGAGCGGAUCGCCGUAGGGAUACCAAGUUAUAAAUACCAUUCGUUUUAGAGCAUACAAAGUUCACAAUGUCUAACCCCCUUAUUCAUGCAAGCAAGCUAACUGCGCACCUCGCUCUAAUGCAGUGGUUCUUAACCGGUGGUCCCUGGAGGCAUUCCUAGUGGUCCGCGAAGACAUCGUAAUAAACAAGUGACGUGACGUGAUGAGUGAGUCAACACAGCGCACAGUGGGCGAGAAAUCGACCUC